This is a messenger RNA of Nicotiana attenuata, 2949 nucleotides long. Its product is annotated as cryptochrome-1-like. The transcript is spliced from 5 exons. Gene Ontology annotation, biological process: entrainment of circadian clock by photoperiod; circadian regulation of gene expression; blue light signaling pathway. NCBI's taxonomy places the organism in Eukaryota, Viridiplantae, Streptophyta, Magnoliopsida, Solanales, Solanaceae. The record is from RefSeq and is a predicted model, not a curated record. Gene Ontology annotation, cellular component: cytoplasm; nucleus. The coding region runs from base 397 to 2442 and encodes 681 amino acids. Gene Ontology annotation, molecular function: DNA binding; FAD binding; blue light photoreceptor activity.
CCCACCACCUUAACCAAUCACAUUCACUCUCUCUUUCUCCUCUCCUUCUCUCUCUCUAGAACCUAUUUUUAUUUUUUUUGUUGUAACUUGUUCAGAAUAGCAUAAUUCACUCAAGAAUUGAGAGAAUUAAGUUCUUGUACGUAGAGAUAACAUCUAGGGAAGUUAAAGAUAGGUUCUUUACUAUAAAGUUCACUUUUUUUUUUGUUGAUUGUGGUUUGUAAUCAUUAUCUCCUUAGUGAAAGCUACAGGAAGCAGUGAAAAAAAGAGAUAAGAUUAAUCCCAUUAUUCUUCUAUCCAAGAAAAGACACAUUAACAUGGUGUUUACAUAGAGAGAAAAAAAUAUAUAUAUAGAGAGAGAGAGAGAGUUGUGGUUGGUGUUGAGGUUGUUGAAAGAAGAUGUCAGGUGGUGGUUGUAGCAUAGUAUGGUUUAGAAGGGAUCUGAGAGUAGAAGAUAAUCCAGCUUUAGCUGCAGGAGUAAGAGCAGGAGCAGUAAUUGCAGUGUUUAUAUGGGCUCCUGAAGAAGAAGGUCAUUAUUAUCCUGGUAGAGUUUCAAGAUGGUGGCUUAAACAAAGUUUGGCUCAUCUUGAUUCAUCUUUAAAGAGUCUUGGCACUUCUCUUGUUACUAAAAGAUCUACUGAUAGUAUUUCUUCUCUUCUUGAAAUUGUCAAAUCUACUGGUGCUACUCAGCUUUUCUUCAAUCAUUUAUAUGAUCCAAUUUCACUUGUUAGAGAUCAUCGCGCAAAAGAAAUGUUAACAGCUCAAGGUAUAUCUGUGCGCUCCUUUAAUGCCGAUUUGCUCUAUGAACCAUGGGAAGUUAAUGAUGAAGAAGGUCGCCCGUUCACAACAUUUUCUGCUUUUUGGGAAAAAUGCCUUAGCAUGCCUUAUGAUCCUGAAGCUCCACUUCUCCCUCCUAAAAGGAUAAUACCUGGUGAUGCAUCAAGAUGCUCUUCGGACAGCUUGGUAUUUGAAGAUGAAUCAGAGAAAGGAAGCAAUGCACUUCUUGCUCGAGCAUGGUCACCAGGGUGGAGCAAUGCUGAUAAAGCACUAACUACUUUCGUUAAUGGACCAUUACUUGAAUACUCACAGAACCGCAGGAAAGCUGAUAGUGCGACGACUUCCUUUCUGUCUCCACAUUUACACUUUGGGGAAGUCAGCGUUCGUAAGGUAUUCCAUUUUGUUCGCAUCAAACAAGUUCUCUGGGCCAAUGAAGGAAAUAGAGCUGGUGAAGAGAGUGUCAAUUUGUUCCUCAAGUCCAUAGGACUUAGGGAAUACUCCAGAUACAUGAGUUUUAAUCAUCCUUAUAGCCAUGAAAGGCCGCUGCUUGGUCACCUAAGGUACUUUCCAUGGGUAGUGGAUGAGGGUUAUUUUAAGGCGUGGAGGCAAGGUAGAACAGGUUAUCCUUUGGUUGAUGCUGGUAUGAGAGAGUUAUGGGCAACGGGCUGGCUACAUGAUCGUAUCAGAGUCGUGGUAUCUAGUUUCUUUGUGAAGGUUCUGCAGCUUCCGUGGAGGUGGGGAAUGAAGUAUUUUUGGGACACAUUGUUAGAUGCAGAUCUUGAGAGUGAUGCUCUUGGUUGGCAAUAUAUCUCUGGUACCCUACCUGAUGGUCGUGAGUUUGAUCGAAUUGAUAAUCCACAGUUCGUGGGAUACAAGUGUGACCCUCAUGGGGAAUAUGUGCGACGGUGGCUUCCUGAACUGUCUAGGCUUCCCACUGAAUGGAUACACCACCCGUGGAAUGCACCAGAAUCUGUACUUGAAGCUGCUGGCAUUGAGCUGGGUUCCAAUUAUCCUCUUCCCAUCGUCGAAAUUGAUGCAGCAAAAGUAAGACUAGAACAAGCCCUAACACAAAUGUGGCAGCACGAAGCAGCUUCACGAGCUGCGAUUGAGAAUGGUAUGGAAGAAGGACACGGCGACUCUGCUGACUCCCCAAUAGCAUUCCCUCAAGCCAUGCAUAUGGAAAUGGACCACGAACCAGUUAGGAACAAUAACCCCGUUAUAGUUACUGUUCGACGCUAUGAAGAUCAGAUGGUCCCAAGCAUGACAUCGUCUUUGUUCAGAGUUGAUGAUGAAGAAACCUCAGUGAAUAUCAGAAAUUCAGUAGUGGACACUAGAGCAGAAGUUCCAAACGACGUCAAUGUAACUGAAGGUCCUAGGAGAGACACACUCGACCAAGCCGUCACACAACCAGCUCGAACAAACGCCACUCCGCCACAGUUUAAUUUUGUGGUUGGUAGGAGAAAUUCUGAAGAUUCUACAGCAGAAUCUUCCAGUAGUACUAGAGAAAGGGACGGGGGUGUAGUUCCUGUAUGGUCUCCCUCAAGUACUAAUUAUUCCGACCAAUAUGUUGGUGAUGACAAUGGUAUUGGGACCAGUUCAUCUUACUUGCAAAGGCAUCCACAGUCUCACCAGCUAAUGAACUGGCAGCGGCUUUCUCAAACAGGGUGAUCGAUCAUACGUGAGGAGUUACGAUAGCUACAAGGUGGAGAAGCGAGUGGCUAAUCCGGCCAUUUGGCUCAGCACAUUUAGUGCCAUAUUCUCUAAUUGAUCAGGUGGUUUUGUCUGGAAUUUCUUCCACAUCUCUCGGGCAACCCCAUUUCCCUGUUGUACAAUAUAUGUGUCUCUGCUGUAUAGUAUAGAAGUCCUGAUUUAGGCCAAAUAAGUGUCAGAAAGGGGUUCAGAGUCCUCUAUCAACCUCACAUUUGUUCUGCUAUUAAGUUUUGAUGGCAAUAACUUAUUACCUAAGUACUGGCACUGAUUAGAAGAACAUUGUGGAUAUCUUAGUCUUAAGCUCUGUUUGACAGAUGUACAUGUGGUUUAAACAGCUUCAUCUCAUGUUUUUGUUGUCAGUACAUUUGUCACUUAUUCUAUAAGAUUUCUUGUUUGAACAUUUUUAUUGUUUUGCUGUGGACAGUUGGGUCUACAAAAAAUGAAAGUUGUAAGGUGAGUUGUUAA